Molecule: messenger RNA, 969 nt
Organism: Hippopotamus amphibius kiboko
Lineage: Eukaryota; Metazoa; Chordata; Mammalia; Artiodactyla; Hippopotamidae
Gene: TNFSF9
Product: TNF superfamily member 9
Exons: 3
Coding region: 1-762 (253 amino acids)
Biological process (GO): positive regulation of activated T cell proliferation; positive regulation of cytotoxic T cell differentiation; immune response
Cellular component (GO): plasma membrane
Molecular function (GO): tumor necrosis factor receptor binding
Source: RefSeq, a predicted model, not a curated record
AUGCUCUCCAGCACCCACGCCGCCCCGGACCCCGAGGCCCAGCGGCCGCCCGCGCCCUCAGGCCGCUCCUGCCGCCCGCUGCCCUGGGCCCUGAACGUCGCGCUGCUGCUUCUCUCCACCGCCGCCUGCACCGCCUGCCUGGUGCGCGCCUGGGCCGCGCCCGGGGCCCCGGCCUCUCCGGUCCCUGGCUCCGUGCCCAGCCCGAGACUCCCUGAGGACCUGGAGCUGACGCCUGGCGCCCGCGCCCGCCUCCCCAACUCUCCGCAGGGCGUGUUCGCGCAGCUGGUGGUGCCCGACGGUGUGCAGCUGACUGAAGGGCCCGUGCAGUGGUACAGCGAGCCGGGGAUGGCAGGUGUGACCCUGGCGCCUGGCGUGAGCUACGACAAGCACACACACGAGCUGGUGGUGGCGGAGGCCGGCGUCUACUAUGUUUUCUUGCACUUGGCACUGAAGCGCGUGAUGCCCAGAAACAGCAACAGCUCGGGCUUGGUCUCCGCGAACCUGCACCUGCACCCUUCCCAAGCUGGGGCCGCCACCUUGGCCCUGACCUUGGACCUGUCAUCCUCACACUCGGGGAACUCAGUGGCUGGUUUCCGGAACGGUCUGCUGCACCUGGAUGCCCGACAGCGCCUGAGCCUCCACCUGCACUCCGAGGUUCGGGAUCCUCGCGCCUGGAAGCUCUCCGCAGAGGCCACGGUCUUGGGUCUCUUCCGCGUGGCCACCCCAGUUCCCACUGGACAGCCCUUGCCACAGCUCACGUGACCCCAGGCCUAGGUGCCACCCCCUGGACCGAGACUGAAUCUUCCCUUCCUUUAUCCGGGCCCCUGGUAAUGGGGCCCCGCUACUCUACCUCACUGGGCUGGGCAGGGGUCCCUGCUGCUGACCGCGUCUUCCAGGAUUCUCCGGGUCCCUCUGUCACUUGGUAUUUAUUCUGAGCCUGGGCUCAGACAGUGUGCAUUAUAUUAAUCC